CCCACGUGAUAGAUUGACUGGCUGGUGACGUCCUGGCCAGGGAGCCCGAGCUUCAACCCUAAUGAACGACCUACGGAAGCUUGCAUAAACCGGUUGCUUAACGUUGAACAAUCCUACGACAGCCUUUACCACGUAUUUUCGCGUGUCCUCGACCCCCCUACGCGAGCCAUAAUUUUACCCACUCUGGCAACUCGGGGCCCCAUUUAUCCAGCCCGUACCAUAGCGACGCAGCAACACGUUCGCCCUUGACCCGACGACCGCCCAUCCGAACAUCAAGAGCCCCGUUCCGACGACUGCCACCGACAUCUCCCCUCUCCCCGUCAUUCCAUCAUGCCCGCCAAGCGCAAGAGAACCAACACCGUCACGUCGACGUCGGCCGCUGCUGUCGAGGACGUGCCCCAGCCCUCGUCGCGCGACGCGUCGGGUGAAGACACCGAAGACCCCGUCCUGCAGGAGGUGAAGCAGCGGCAGACGGAGGCGGCGAACCCGUCGUCCAAGCGCGCGCGCUCGAUAAAGUCCGAGGAGAACGGCGACGAGCCCGAGGAGGGCAGAGCCGCCAAGGCGGCCCGCCAGGAUGCGUCAUCACCGGAGAAGGCACACGGCGGCGAGAACGGUGAGGAGGGCACGAUGAGGAUGCCCCCGCCACCCAAGGCGGGCAUAGUCGACCCGGUGGGAUACCACACGAAUCCGCCGCCGGAGGGCCGGUCGGUGCGGGUGUAUGCGGACGGCGUCUUCGAUCUGUUCCACAUCGGACACAUGCGGCAGCUCCAGCAGGCUAAACAGGCUUUCCCCGACACGACCUUGAUCGUCGGCGUGACGGGCGACAAGGAGACCCAUAGGCGGAAGGGCCUUACCGUCCUGUCUGCUCGCGAGCGCGCGGAGAGUGUCCGGCACUGCAAAUGGGUCGAUGAGGUUAUAGAGGACUGCCCCUGGAUUGUGACUCCGGACUUUAUGGAGAAGCACCAGAUCGACUACGUCGCGCACGACGACAUCCCGUACGGCGCCAAUGAGGGCGACGACAUCUACUCGCCCAUCAAGCGUGAGGGCAAGUUCCUCGUUACGCAAAGAACCGAGGGCCUCAGCACGACGGGCAUCAUCACGAAGAUUGUGCGCGACUACGACCAGUACAUCCAACGGCAGCUGAAGCGCGGCACAUCGCGCCAAGAGCUAAACGUGUCGUGGCUGAAGAAGAACGAGCUGGAGAUUAAGCGCAGCGUAGGCGAGCUGCGCGACAACAUCCGCAACAACUGGGCGACGACGGGACAAGAGCUGGGCCGCGAGCUGCGCAGCUUCUGGCAGCAGUCGCGACCGGGCAGCCCCGCACGCAGCCCCGUCGUCACGCCCAGCUCCGAGCACCCGCCCAAGCUGUUCAGCAGCCCCUCCGCCGCGGUCCAGCGCCUCAGCCACCUUGAGAUCCCGCCACGCCAGGGCUCUUCUGUCGGCGGCGAGUCGCGCACGCAGGACUUUGCGGCCGGUUACAGCCUUGGCUUGGUCAGCAGCGUGCGGUCUUGGGUACGUAUCUAGCUGCUGUGACGACGACAACGACGAACGACGAACGACGGCGGAGCCGGCGGCCCUUCGAGGGCAGCGAGUGCUUGUGUCCGGAUGUUGUGUGUUGUUGUUGUUUUUUCUUUUUUCUGCUUUUCUAGUGUUUUUGUUGCGGUGUGGUUGUGCUAACGGGGGUCGAGCAGAUGGCGCGGAGUCGCCGCAACUUGCGCGAGAGC
Aplosporella prunicola CBS 121167 is the source of this 1724-nucleotide messenger RNA. RefSeq lists its product as uncharacterized. The transcript has 4 exons. Gene Ontology annotation, molecular function: choline-phosphate cytidylyltransferase activity; phosphatidylcholine binding. Lineage: Eukaryota; Fungi; Ascomycota; Dothideomycetes; Botryosphaeriales; Aplosporellaceae. Gene Ontology annotation, biological process: CDP-choline pathway. The record is from RefSeq and is a predicted model, not a curated record. Gene Ontology annotation, cellular component: nuclear envelope. Bases 331 to 1524 code for a protein of 397 amino acids.